Molecule: messenger RNA, 2188 nt
Organism: Topomyia yanbarensis
Lineage: Eukaryota; Metazoa; Arthropoda; Insecta; Diptera; Culicidae
Product: probable cytochrome P450 28d1
Exons: 5
Coding region: 616-2118 (500 amino acids)
Molecular function (GO): iron ion binding; heme binding; monooxygenase activity
Source: RefSeq, a predicted model, not a curated record
UCCGAACCUAAGUACACAUAAACUUUUUGCCAUCCUUGAGGAUUACCACGAAAAUUGGACGAAAUAUUUUGGAGCUAGAAGAAUACUGCAAGUAGUUUGCAUGAGUGAUGAAAUAAUCUAACAUCUUAGAUGGCCGGUCACCCUUAAUUCUGCAAAUCAAGAAUUUUCAGGAGAAUUCAUGUAAACUCAUUCUAGAGUCUAGACCAAACAUUUUAGUGAUUGUUGCCUUGGUGAGGUGUACCUACUUUGUUGUUUAUUAGUCAGCUUCUUCAAGCUGACUGGGUGGUGUACAGUAUGUCCUAUAAAAAACAUGCAAAAAUUUGAAAAAUUUGUUUGCUCAGUAAUGACAAUACAAACUCCUCGUGUAAAUAUGCUUUUCGGUUAUUAUUAUUAUUCGGUUCCGGCAAACUAGUUCAAUGAACCAAUUGAUCAGAUGGAAUAAAACAAUAAAAUAACAGGGUUCUAAUACUUUCACAAUUUUUUCUGGGAUAUACUGUAACCCGCUGAGAUUGAAUGCUUGCGACCGGCUGAAGCAGUGAUCUGUCAUUAUCAGUCCGACAUCGGCAGCCAAUCAAUAAGCCAGUUAUACUUUAGGAAGCGAUCUGAACUAGAAAAAUGUGGUGUACUUUGCUAGGCUGCCUAGCUGGUUUUCUAUGUGCAGUAUAUCUGUUUCUAGUUUGGGAAUUCAAGAAAUGGAAACAAAUUGGCGUAAAAGGACCAAAGCCACAAAUAUUUUUUGGGAAUAUUCCAAGUAUGUUAACACAGAAACGACACGUGUAUUAUGAUUUGGAGAAAAUUUAUAACGAUUUCAAAAAUGAGCCCGUGGUUGGUUACUUCAGCUUACGUACCCCACAACUGAUGAUUCGUGACCCAGCACUGAUCAAGGAGGUUCUUUCGAAGAACUUCCAACACUUUGAUUCCAAUCAGUUUUCCGACUUUCUGGAUGAAAAGUCGGAUCCACUGCUGGCUCGCAAUCCAUUCAAUUUGUCUGGAGAGAAAUGGAGAAGUCGACGAGCGGAAAUUACUCCAGCUUUCACAAAUAAUCGGAUAAAAGCACUUUUUACGUUGAUGGACGAAGUAAGCAUUCGAAUGACUGAAUAUGUCAAAAAAGAAAGCAAACUAAAUGGCUCGACAUUCGACAUCAAAGAGCUGAUGUCCAAAUAUACGACCGAUGUCGUGUCCAACUGUAUCUUCGCAAUCGAUGCACAAUCGUUCACGAAAGAAAAACCUGAAAUCCGAGAAAUGGCUCGUCGAAUCAUGGACUUCAACAUCAUCGUGAAAAUUGCAAUGGCCGCUGUUACACUGUUUCCUUCAAUCAAAAACUUUUACAAAUUUUCCUUUAUUCCCAAGGAUGUUGAAGCAUUUUUCAUUCGCAUUAUGAAGGACGCCAUUCGGUACCGCAAGCAAAACAAAAUUGUUCGCAACGACUACCUGGACCAUCUUCUGUCGCUGGAGGAAAAGAAAAAUAUCUCCGAACUGGACAUAGCCGGUCACGGUGUAUCAUUCUUUGCCGAUGCAUUUGAAUUGUCCAGUAUGAUUAUGACCAACUGUUUGUACGAUAUAGCUUCACACCCCGAAGUACAAAGGCAGUUGAGAGAAGAAAUUCACCUCGUCCAGAAAAGCAAAGGAGGUGUAACGUACGACAAUCUAGGAGAAAUGACUUAUCUUGAUCAGGUUCUAAAUGAAACACUUAGACUUCAUCUCGUUGGUCCCAUUCUAGGGAAGCGAUGUACGAAGGAUAUUGUGUUGGAGGUAUCGAAAGAUAAGAAAAUUCCUGUUACAGCAGGCACAACCGUUACUAUUCCGUUUUUCGUUCACUUGGAUUCACAGUAUUAUGAGGAACCGGAAAAAUUCAAACCGGAAAGGUUUGCGCCGGAGACGGGAGGUACAAAACCAUACAGAGAAAAGGGAGUGUUUUUUCCAUUCGGGGAUGGAGCCAGAAUGUGUUUAGGAAUGCGUUUUGGUUUAGCGCAAAUGAAAAGAGGCAUCGUAGAGAUCAUAGACAACUUUGAAGUCUCGGUAAAUAGCAAAACAAUUGUCCCGCUCCAAUAUGAGCCUAAAAUGUUCUUUCUCUAUCCGAUUGGUGGAAUAUGGUUGGAUCUUAAGGCAUUGAAUUGAUCAUUAUAUUUCUUAGAACCCGUUUAAUAAUGUAUUCAAUAAAAAGAAUAAAGCAUGAGUUAGAAUUUAA